Molecule: messenger RNA, 393 nt
Organism: Ostreobium quekettii
Lineage: Eukaryota; Viridiplantae; Chlorophyta; Ulvophyceae; Bryopsidales; Ostreobiaceae
Source: the annotation of a GenBank genome assembly
AUGAAUGGGUUGACUGCAGGGCCAAUGGCUUCGCUUCACGUUUAUGGAUACAAAUUCGGGACUCAAGUUUGGCACUGGUUGCAUCAGCCAUGCGUGUUGUGUCCUUGGGCACUUCUGUGUCGCUCUGCUGGCGUUCUGGCGCAGCCAGUGGUCGUCAUUUCGAUGGGUGACAUGCCACCCCGAUUCACAUUCCUUUUGCCUGGCCAGCAUCAUCAUGAAACAGACUCGGGCGAAACGGACCCGGCACGAUAUUAUUGCGCUUCGCAGAACAUUGGGACAAUGCGCGGCGUGCUUCACCAUUCAGCUGCCUUUUAUGGUGCAUGGUUGUCAUCGUCAUCCAAACAGUAUGACAGCAGGCGCAAAGAAGGGGAGUGCUGUGAGUCAUGCAGGUAG